Pygocentrus nattereri (red-bellied piranha) is the source of this 1090-nucleotide messenger RNA. It is a transcript of the gene fgf13b, whose product is annotated as fibroblast growth factor 13b. The record is from RefSeq and is a predicted model, not a curated record. Gene Ontology annotation, molecular function: growth factor activity; fibroblast growth factor receptor binding. The transcript is spliced from 5 exons. NCBI's taxonomy places the organism in Eukaryota, Metazoa, Chordata, Actinopteri, Characiformes, Serrasalmidae. The coding region runs from base 435 to 1031 and encodes 198 amino acids. Gene Ontology annotation, biological process: positive regulation of protein phosphorylation; cell differentiation; positive regulation of cell population proliferation. Gene Ontology annotation, cellular component: cytoplasm.
GCCAUGACCUUUACCUCCAUGCUGGACCCCACAGCCACUUUCUCUACGGCAGUUUGUUAAGCCCUCCUCCGCCUGCUGGAGCUCCUCAGAGCUGAGAUCAGCAGACUGGGAGGUUCCAGGUGAAGCAGCCAGAUGUUGUGGAGUCCGUUCAGUGAAGCCUGCCUUGUGCUGAGUCCAGCUCCUCUCACUGAGCAGAAAUGGACCUGGAGGUGCGCUGAUGCCAGGCUGGUUCUAUAAAUACACCCCUCCAGCCUGGUGCUCUCCAGCUCCUCUCUGCUCUGGUGGCUUUGUGGUGCUCCAGCAGCCCUACUGGGGGAAGCUGGUGCCUUUAAGGAGAGGCUGGCCACCUCAGGAGCGAAGAGCCAGUUUUAAAUGGUGCUCAGGCGGUUCUGCUGCAAGUCUUCACCCGGAUCUGUGUCUCCAAGCUGGGAUCUAUGAGCGCCAAGGCAGCAAAGACGAAGGAAGACAAAGAUGCGAGCAAAGAGCCUCAGCUGAAGGGGAUUGUGACGAAGCUCUGCAGCCGUCAGGGCUUCCACCUCCAGCUCCAAGCAGAUGGAACCAUCGAUGGCACAAAGGAGGAGGACAGCAGCUAUGCCAUCUUCAACCUGAUCCCCGUGGGGCUGCGUGUCGUGGCCAUUCAGGGCGUCCAGACCAAGCUGUACCUGGCCAUGAACAACGAGGGCUACCUGUACACCUCCGAGCACUUCACGCCGGAGUGUAAAUUUAAGGAGUCCGUGUUUGAGAACUACUACGUGACCUACUCAUCGAUGAUAUACCGGCAGCAGUCGGGCCGGGGCUGGUACCUGGGGCUGAAUAAAGAGGGCCAGAUCAUGAAGGGCAACCACGUGAAGAAAACCAAACCGGCCGCUCACUUCAUCCCCAAACCCCUCAAAGUUGCCAUGUAUAGAGAGCCUUCUCUCCAUGACCUGACUGAGUUCUCACGGUCAGGAAGCGGCACACCAACCAAAAGCCGCAGUGCAUCGGCCAUGCUGAACGGCGGCAAGGCGCUGAGCCACAACGAGUCGACGUAACCGUGGGACACGGACACACAAGCAUCAACAACUCAGCACAACGGCGUUUACAAACCGGG